UUUCUGUUAACUCCCUUCACUCUUUUUUUCCCUUUGCCACCAUCUCAGAUUCUCAGUUCUGAGAGGGAUUUUUCAGUAUUCGAAUUUGCAGCAGCGAGGGGAAAAAUGGGUGGCAGAGGAAGGUCAAGAACUCAGAGAAAGCACUUCGCUCAAAGCAGAGAAAACAACUGGAAAUACAGCAAAAAUGAUCCCGAGCAGCAACAAAAUGGUACCGCUGAUAAUAAUAACAAUAGAGAAAACAGUAAUCCCAGUUGGAAACCCUUUGUCACCCAAAAUAUUGCCUUUGAAGAAUAUUAUAAGGAGCAAGGGAUUGUGCCACCAGAAGAAUGGAAUACUUUUAUGGACUGUCUUCGAAGUGAAUUGCCUGCUGCUUUCAGGAUCAAUUCAAGUAGCCAAUGCUACUUGGAAAUUCAAGCGAAGUUGGAGAAUGAUUUUAUGAAAUCUCUGCAAGAAGAGGGGACAGAUGGGAGUGAGGUUGUGGCAAUAAGACCAUUACCUUGGUAUCCAGAGAAUCUUGCCUGGCAGUCAACUUUUUCUCGCAAGCAGUUGAGGAAAAACAAAAUACUUGAGAGGUUCCACGAGUUCUUGAAGCUACAAAAUGAGAUUGGUAACAUUACAAGACAGGAGGCUGUUAGCAUGGUCCCUCCUCUGUUCCUGGAUGUACGGCCAGAUGAUUUCAUUCUUGACAUGUGUGCAGCUCCUGGUUCCAAAACGUUUCAGUUACUUGAGAUGAUACACCACUCAGCUGAACCGGGAUCAUUACCUGGUGGAAUGGUCUUAGCAAAUGAUGUUGAUGUUCAAAGGUGUAACCUUCUCAUCCAUCAAACAAAGAGAAUGUCCACUGCCAACUUGAUAGUCACAAAUCAUGAAGCACAGCACUUCCCUAGCUGUCAUUUGAAUAGAACUUAUGGAGAAGGUUCUGAGCCACAAGAAGUGAAAGAACUUGAUAUUGAUCAACUUCUAUUUGAUCGUGUCUUAUGUGAUGUUCCAUGCAGUGGUGAUGGCACUUUACGCAAGGCCCCUGAUAUAUGGAGAAGAUGGAAUGCAGGAAUGGGUAAUGGUCUACAUGGGCUACAGGUUCAGAUAGCAAUGCGAGGAUUGUCUUUGCUUAAAGUUGGUGGAAGGAUGGUUUAUUCAACUUGCUCAAUGAAUCCCAUUGAGAACGAGGCUGUGGUUGCCGAGAUAUUGAGAAGGUGUGGAGGAUCUGUUGAACUCAUUGAUGUCUCCAGUGAACUUCCUCAGCUUGUUAGAAGGCCAGGUCUGAAAAAAUGGAAGGUUCAAGAUAAAGGGAUGUGGUUGACUUCUUACAAUGAAGUUCAUGAUUCUCGCAGAGCUGCAGUUGUUCCUGGAAUGUUUCCCUCUGGCAAAGGCUACGUGGAUGCACCUCAGCAUGGUGAUGAUGCAAGGAGAAGUCAAUUGCCUGAUAAUGGGAGUAAUGGUCAUUCUCAAAAUGGUGUUGGGAUGGUGCAGCAGGAUCCUGCAACUCCUACUACAAUCUUGGACGAGGAAGCUUCAACUCUACCACUGGAACGUUGUAUGAGGAUAGUGCCACAUGACCAGAACAGUGGAGCCUUCUUUAUUGCUGUCUUUCACAAACUUUCUCCUUUGCCAGUCACACAAAAGAAGCAUUGCUAUCAACCAGGGAAGACAACUUCCACGGGAAAUUUCCAAGCACAAAGUUUACCUAAGGUCAAAGAUAUAAAUGCUGAUGAAGUUGAGCAAGUGGAUUCUGUAGGUAAUCAACUAUCUGAAGUGACUAUCGGUGAUGCUGAUAUUCUUGAAAAUGGAAAUGACGAAGCUACACUGGAUACUGACCCCAGUAAAAUAGUGGAAGGAAAAAGGCCGGAGCUGAUUAAACCUUCCAGUGAUGGAAAAGCUGGUCCUGAGUUGGUUACAGGGAGUAGAAAGUUACAGAUGCGAGGAAGAUGGAGAGGAAUUGACCCAAUAUUAUUUUACCACGAGGAGGCAGCUGUGGGUCAGAUAAAGGCCUUCUAUGGCAUCAAGGAAUCCUUUCCAUUCAAAGGUCAUUUGAUUGUGAGGAAUACUGAUAUCGACCAUGUGAAAAGAGUUUAUUAUGUAUCUAAAUCUGUGAAAGAAGUUCUUGAACUCAAUUUUCUAGCUGGUGAGCAGCUCAAGAUCGCUGCUGUUGGGCUCAAGAUGUUUGAGCGGCAAAAAGAUGUUUCUACAGAAUGUGUAUUCCGCAUAACAUCUGAAGGAGUGCCAUUGUUGCUGCCACAUAUUACCAAACAAAUAGUGUAUGCAUCUCCUGUAGAUUUCAAGCUUCUUUUGCAGUACAAGAGCAUUAAAUUUGGCGAUUUUGUGGAUGCUGAAUUUCGGGAAAAGGCUUCAAAGCUGCAGUUUGGUUGUUGUGCAGUGAUUUUGAAUAAAGACAAUAAGACCUUGUCGGAACCUCAAGUGGAUGCAUCAACUAUCGCUAUAGGAUGCUGGAGAGGCCGGAAUAGCAUCACAGUGAUGGUGAUUGCACUUGAUAUCCAAGAACUUCUAGAAAGGAUGUUGACGUAUUCGGAGGAGGAUUCAGAUUCCUUAUUGCUGGAAAACAAGCCAUUGAUUGCUGCUUGAGCAGAUUAAGCUAAAUUGAAAAUAUACAAUUGAGACAAGUUACAGGUAAACUAACAAUUUUGGAAGCUGUAAUAUGUGUACCAUUACAAGGAAAUUUGUAAUAUUUUGAUGUUUAUUUGUUGGUUUCUUCUGUUUGAGACAAUUUCUACAACUAUAGAUUUCAGAUGAAAAAUGGAGGGAAGUGUCCUCUUUGUAAUCAAAAUAUUGAUGGAUCAAUACUCAGCAAUAUUAGUCCAUUUCAAAA
Messenger RNA from Solanum stenotomum, 2824 nucleotides. RefSeq lists its product as uncharacterized. Gene Ontology annotation, molecular function: tRNA (cytidine-N5)-methyltransferase activity; RNA binding. The record is from RefSeq and is a predicted model, not a curated record. The coding region runs from base 106 to 2580 and encodes 824 amino acids. Gene Ontology annotation, biological process: RNA methylation. NCBI's taxonomy places the organism in Eukaryota, Viridiplantae, Streptophyta, Magnoliopsida, Solanales, Solanaceae. The transcript is spliced from 15 exons.